Messenger RNA from Python bivittatus (Burmese python), 1213 nucleotides. Lineage: Eukaryota; Metazoa; Chordata; Lepidosauria; Squamata; Pythonidae. The record is from RefSeq and is a predicted model, not a curated record.
GCGGCUGCGGCUGCGGCUGCGGCGGCCGCGAAGGUGACCCGGGUGGUGGGAGGAGCUCUCUUGGCGGCGUCGGUCGCCUGCCGACCAUGCCCGGGCUGCGGAAAGCCAGCGGUCUCGUGGCGUCAGCGGCAGGCUCCUUCCGUCGGCUCUUUUUCUCCCAGAUACGAAGCUGCUCAGUUCUUUCAACCUCAUCAGCCAAGCCAGUGAUUGCAGCCAAGGAACCUUUUCCAGUGGACUUACAAGCAAGGAAGCCCUACGCCUGGUGUGCUUGUGGGCACAGCCAAAAGCAGCCUUUCUGUGAUGGAACCCAUAAGAAAAAUGCCCCAGAAAUCUCUCCCCUGAGAUUCACACUUGAGGAAGCAAAAAAGGCCUGGCUAUGCGGGUGCAAAUAUACCAAGAACCCUCCCUACUGUGAUGGCACCCAUAAGGAAGAUUUUGUGCAAAAGGCUGACCUUCAUGCCCAGCCACAGGUAUAAUGGGAGACCUUUGUGGAAAUGGAAGAAGUACAGAACUCAGCAGGAAAUCAGCCUUGGGGUUCAUCAAGAGAUCCUACUGUGGAAGCCUUAUUAAAGUGAAUGGGAGCCGGAGGACCCUUGCACAGCUUGUAUUCAUGUUGGUGAAUCUUGGACAAGAAAAUGAGUAUUGUACCCCUGUUGCCUUGGUGAAUCCUCAUGGGCAGAGGGGGGCAAAUUUUUCCAAGAGUUCUGUACUUUCACUUGCUUUGUCCCUACUCCUUUGAAAUUAACCAUUCUGCAAAUCCUCUGUUUGACAACUUGCUGCUAAUAAGGUCAGUGCUCAAAAAUUGGUUCAUUAGAAUUGUAAUGUUUAUUUUGCUACCUAAUGGGCAACUUGCAGCCCCAGAACCACAAGCAAUCUCCUCUUUGUAGUCCUCAGAGCUCCCACUGACCAUGACUACUGAGAACUGAUAGCAGUUACUUGCCCAUUGCCACUUUGAGAUGGCAAGCAGAAAAAAACCCCCUAGUAGUUAAUAUGUGGAAUAUCUACCAAGAAGCAGGUAAGUCCAAUAAACUGGGCAGCCAUUAUAGCUGUAACAUGUUUGAUGGAAGAUCUGUCCUAAGAUUGUCAAGUACUGUUAAAAUAUUGCCCAUGUUAUAUUGGUACAAUAUUUAAAUGAAAGGCAGAAUUAUAUGGAAUCUUAAUAAAUAUGGCUUUGGGUACUUUGUAAUAAACAAUCAAAUAUUUUGCCCAGAAA